AUGGGCGGCUGCCUGAGUCGCGUCGUCCUCGUGGACCCACACUAUUCGACGACCGACGGCAUGCAAGCACUCUUUCACUCGCUCGGCUUCACCGUGCACGACACCAAUCGCCUCCACGUUGCCUUUCUGCAGGCGGACGCAGACAGCACGGGCGGGCUCUCGUUUCUGGAGUUUCUGACCUGCUUUGUUUACAAAAAGACCUUUACGAUGAUGGAUGUCGACGGCAACGGCGACGUGGAUUUUGAAGAAUUUGUACUGGCCAUGUGGAAAUUUUGUCUCUUCUCCAAGGAAGCGCUCAUUGGCUUCUCAUUUGGCCUUUAUGACGAAGACUGCAGUGGCGAGAUUGACACGUUCGAAGCCCAGCGCUGCCUUCGUGAAGUGUGGGGCGACAAGUGGCAGCACAACCCGCACGCGAGCACGAUUAGUGAAAAGCUCAACCUCCUCGCUGAUCUCCACGGCGGGUCGAUUACAAAAGGCCAGUUUGUCAAAUUCAUGCAUUCACACCCGAUCUUGCUCUUUCCCGCCUUUCAAGUCCAGCACGAAAUGAUUGUGCGCAUGCAUGGAGAGUCGUUCUGGCGGCGCAUUGAAGACCAGCGCCAGGCGCACAAGACUAAACCCGAGCCGUGGCCGACCGAUGACGAGAUUUUGGACCGCUUCAACGAAUACCACAACCAGACCAUCUUCAACGGUAUCGAGCACGCGCCCAUAUCCGAGAACGCGCCUGUCCACGACUAUAAAUUCAAAGAGUCGUUUCGAACCAAACAAGCCAGCAAGGGUCCUGCCAAGAAAUAUAAGAGCCCGACCACGAUUGCCGUCGCAGCUCGCAAACCGUCGAUCCGAGAGACGCUGCGUCAACACUCGAUCAAGUUUACGGCAAGGUUACCCAAAGGAGGUGCGAAAAAACCCACUUGAUAGAGUUGUCAAUCGGCGUGUAAAUACUUUAACGCGUGCACGAGUCCACA
This is a messenger RNA of Saprolegnia parasitica CBS 223.65, 962 nucleotides long. RefSeq lists its product as hypothetical. The transcript has 11 exons. The coding region runs from base 1 to 912 and encodes 303 amino acids. Gene Ontology annotation, molecular function: calcium-dependent protein serine/threonine phosphatase regulator activity; calcium ion binding. NCBI's taxonomy places the organism in Eukaryota, Oomycota, Saprolegniomycetes, Saprolegniales, Saprolegniaceae. The record is from RefSeq and is a predicted model, not a curated record.